AUGGACAAUUGGUUUUUUCCACGCUUUGACUAUUAUGGAGCUAGACCUAACUAUCAUAACAGACCACCCUUCCACCGUCAUCAUCAGCCCCAUAAUCACAACAAUCGCCAGAGCAAUAAAUAUAGACCCAACAGACACAUUUUCAACCACCGACAAGACUUCAACCACCGACAAGACUUCAACCACCGACAAGAUUUCAACCACCGACAAGAUUUCAACCACCGACAAGAUUUCAACCAAAGACAUGAGUCCAAUCCUGUGGUGAAACUCUUCUUCCAACUCAUCCAAUGUCUGCAUCAUGCCUCUGUAACUUCUAAACAAGCAAAUGGUCAACCAACUCGUGGAUUUCUUUUUAAAAUUAACGAUCUUAACCGCUUCAUUAAGCCAGCUCUCAGGAAUUCAAAAAUUGCCGCCUCUAUUGACUCCAUCAAUAGAGAGGUCAACCAGGACACCCAAGAAGCUGAAUCUUAUCCCGGAGCCAAAAUUAACCACAUCAUCGAUAUCCUUACAAAGAUUAAUCCAACAUCAAUACCAUCCAAAGUCAUAUUGGCCUCAACAACAAGAAUGAACCAGCCGAUAAUUGGAACAGUUUACAAAGCUGCACUCUUUUACUGUGGAGCUGGAGUUGAAUUAUCUUCAUUUAGGGGAUUCUCUUCUAAGGCUGAAGCUGACCAUGAUGGCGAUCGGUUUGGUGGCGGUGUAGAUACUCUCUUACAUGUAUAUCAGCUGUUAUCUCUGUUAUCUCCAGAACCAGACAUAUUUCUCCGUUGA
This is a messenger RNA of Lottia gigantea (owl limpet), 771 nucleotides long. RefSeq lists its product as hypothetical. Lineage: Eukaryota; Metazoa; Mollusca; Gastropoda; Lottiidae. The coding region runs from base 1 to 771 and encodes 256 amino acids. The transcript is spliced from 4 exons. The record is from RefSeq and is a predicted model, not a curated record.